This is a messenger RNA of Acanthosepion pharaonis, 885 nucleotides long. The record is from the annotation of a GenBank genome assembly. Lineage: Eukaryota; Metazoa; Mollusca; Cephalopoda; Sepiida; Sepiidae.
AUGUUUGCAGCUCAGUGUAUCCAACCAGAAGAAAAAGAACGUAUUUCGCAUUUUAUGUUUCAAAAAGAUGCCAAAGCAGCAAUGUGUGGCCGUCUUUUAAUCAGGAAAUUUCUAAGCGAAUAUCUGAAAGUUCCAUACGAUAUUUUGCAGUUGAAGCGAACUGAGAAAGGAAAACCAUUUUUAGGCAACAUUGAUUGUCUGCAGAUAAAACCCACUCCACAUUUCAAUAUGGCACAUAAUGGUGAUUUUGUUGUGCUUGCAACCCAUCCACAAGCAAAAGUUGGGAUUGAUAUCAUGAAAAUAGAGAGUCCAAGCGGAAGGUCAUUAGAAACAUUUUUCAAUAAUAUGCAAAGACAAUUUACAGAGAAAGAAUGGAAAAUAAUCAAAAGACAACCAAGUGAAAUUUUGCAACUGCAAAUGUUUUUUCGGCAUUGGUGUUUAAAAGAAAGUGUAGUAAAAGCUUUGGGUGAAGGAAUUGGCUUUGGUCUUGAUCGACUUGAGUUCCACUUGAAUUCUUACCCUUUGACUAAUGACCAAAAUGUCACAGACACAGUUUUCUAUUUGGAUGGGAAAGUCAAUCAAUUUUGGAUAUUUGAAGAAACUCUUUUGAACUCUGACCACUGUGUGGUUGUUGGCUAUAAUUUCAAUAAUUCUGAUGAGGAAAGCUUUUCAAAUCUUCAGUGUAACCACACAUCACAUAAUGAAAUCAACAAAACUGAUGACAAUUCAGAGGAAAAUAUGCUAUCCAAUUCCAGCAAAUCAGAUGAACAUUUCAGAAUUCUUUCUUGGCAAGAAAUGGUGGCUGGUUCAAUUCCACAGUCACCUCCAGACAAAGAUUACUGGCUCAACUUCAACUCCAAACCUGAUCAUCCAUUUAAACGAUAA